UCAAUCAGAUGCCAGGACGUGGAAAAUCAUUCCAAGGGAAAGGAAAGGGAAAAGGAGGAAAAGUUAAACGCAGGAACCCCCACCGUAGCUUUAGAGAUGCUAUCAUGGGGAUUACGAAACCUGCGAUACGUAGACUUGCAAGAAGAGGAGGGGUCAAAAGAAUUUCCUCUCUUAUUUAUCCAGAAACUCGUUUUGUUUUAUACGAAUACUUGAAAAGAGUAAUCAAAGACUCAAUGACCUACACAGUUCAUUGUAGAAGAAAGACAGUCUAUGCUUUAGAUGUCGUAAUGGCCUUGAAGAGACAAGGAAAUAGUCUCUAUGGAUUUGGUGGUUAAACCACUUCUUAUUGAUUAAUACAAGGCUUCUCAAUUUUGCAAUUUAUACAAUUAAGAAUUUGUCAGAAAUAGUCAAUUUGC
Molecule: messenger RNA, 416 nt
Organism: Moneuplotes crassus
Lineage: Eukaryota; Ciliophora; Spirotrichea; Euplotida; Euplotidae
Source: the annotation of a GenBank genome assembly